Tyto alba (common barn owl) is the source of this 4465-nucleotide messenger RNA. RefSeq names its product transmembrane protein 240 (gene TMEM240). NCBI's taxonomy places the organism in Eukaryota, Metazoa, Chordata, Aves, Strigiformes, Tytonidae. The record is from RefSeq and is a predicted model, not a curated record. The transcript is spliced from 6 exons. Bases 134 to 961 code for a protein of 275 amino acids.
AAAUGGUACAUGGGUUCCAGCAAGGUGAAACUAACCUUGAAGAAGGCUGAGGACGUGGAGAAGCUCCUAACCAUGGCCUGAGUUGGACUGACCAAAUACCUUGCUGAAAUAAAACCGUGGGAGAGCCUGAAGCAUGACCUUUUGCUUGGACCUUGGACCAAAGUUGGAUGGGAAAAAUAAAAAAAUAAAACGGGCAGGGCAAGGGAGCCCGCGGCAGCCCCGGCACGGGGGCAGUGUGUGUGUGCGGGGGGUGCCCCGCCGCCCCCCGCCGCACCGCCCCGCACCGCAGCCUGCGGGCGCUGAGCGCGAUGCGCCCCGGGCUCAGCUCUGCGGAAUAGCGCGGCCGCCGCUCGCUGUCCGCGGGCCGGGGGCGGACGGACCCGACCGCUGGCAAUUCCCUAUUGAUGUCCAUGAAUGCAAACACCAUGAUUUUCAUGAUCCUGGGCGCCUCUAUCGUUAUGAGUUGACCAGAUGCCUUGGUUAUGGGCUCUUACAGGCAAUAGCUUGCUUGAUGGACAUGAAUGCGUUGUUGGACAGAUUUCACAAUUACAUCUUACCGCAUCUGAGAGGGGAAGACCGAGUUUGUCACUGCAACUGUGGAAGGCAUCAUGUCCAUUAUGUUAUUCCAUAUGAUGGGGAUCAGUCAGUGGUGGACUCCUCGGAGAAUUACUUUGUGACUGACAAUGUAACCAAGCAAGAGAUUGAUCUGAUGCUGGGACUUUUGCUGGGCUUUUGUAUAAGCUGGUUUCUGGUGUGGAUGGAUGGGGUUCUCCAUUAUGCAGUGCGAGCCUGGAGAACUAGCCGACGGUAUGACAAUUCGUGGUCAUGGAUUCCAAAAUUUUGUAACUUAAAGGAGUUCAGAAAACGUCAUCACAGGCAGUAUGAGGAGGCGACUGGGAACAUGGUGCACAUCAAACAGAAGCUGUACCAUAACGGGCACCCUAGCCCGCGGCACCUCUGAGGAAUGCCUUCCCCUCCAGAGACUGCAGUGAGGUUUUAAAAAAGACUUUGCUCUUCUUCCAGGGGAACAGCUACUAGUUUGCUCCUCUGUGGAAGCCAGCCGAGGACACAAUUUUACUUAUCCAUCCUGUGUGUCCCUGUGGCACACCAUGAUGCACAACUAAGCCAGUCCUGGAUGCUACGCAGCCAAGACAUUGCACUGUGUUCCACAUUUUAUUGUCAGACUUGUGUAUAUAUGUAAAAAGCAGACAAACAAAAACGAGAAAAGAGAUUUGCAUUAUACUUUCAACAACACACCCACCCCCCCACCCCCCCCCUUUUUCCUGGCAUUCACGGCUGUCCUGCACAUCCAGCUACCCUACAGGGAGUGUUGGCCAAGGGUAUGGAGGUGGGACAACAUGAAGAAGAUGCAGUUUUUCAUCCAGGAGCUCGAGUCCCUUGUUUCUUUGGUCCCUUGGCUUGGUUUUGCUCUGCUCUGUUCCUUCCGCUGCUAGAAUGGUUUGGCUGGUCACAGGUUUGGCUGGGGACUGCUGCCAGCUGGUUGUGAAGGCACAGUGCCCCUUUUGCUUUGGUUCAUGUUUUUGGGAGUUGCUGUGGGGGAAGGAAGUCCUGGGAAUAUGUAACUGAUUUGUUGUUUGCAUUGCUAUACACUGAAACCUGCCUUAAGCAAUCCAAGAAAUCUUAGUACCAGGGGAACAGUACCAUAAGGUAUCAGUCCAUUUAACAGGUCUGGUGCUGCCUGGUUUACACCACUUUUAUACUGGUGGUACCUUGCUGAUGUCAGUGCUGUUAUUCUUCCCUAAUGCUAGAGAGGAGUUGCUCCUGAUACGUGGGGAGAAGUGUAUCGAGUUGAAUGGUGUUAGAUCUGACUUGCACCCUGAUCAUACCCCUCUGCUGCAUAAACACCACCCACCCCUUGCCUGGGAGGAAGGGAGCUGCUCUCCCCCUUCUCAGAGGGCGAGCCUGAGGCCCUGAUUAAUACCCCCUGAGAAACACUGACAACGCAGUGAGAGGGUCCUGUUAACAGUCUCACUCUUCCUGCCCAUGAACAGCCACCUCUCUUCUUCUGUUACUGCUCCGAGCUGAAAUAGCACUUCAGCAGCAGCCUGGGCUUGGCUUGAGGACCACAGAGAGAUGUGGGCCUGAAGCCAAACUCAUCUACAGAGUCCAAUGUCCCAAUAAUGGGUUGAAUCAAAGUAUGAGGAUGCCCUAACAUGGUUUUGCCUUUGCUUCCCCUGGUCACAGCUUAGGUGUGGGUUUCAGGGUAGCUACCAAGUGUCUGAAACCAACCUCCACACCCAGACACCACCUCCACUUCCAGGCAGAGUUGCCUGAAGGAGUUGAUAAAGCCCGUGGUGCACCUGGACAGUGCAGUGGGAUCCUGUUCCUCUGGCAGUCAUUUUCUGCUGGGGGAGAGAAGCAAAUGUGCACAGACUGCCUUGCUUUUGCACAUGCUGGGCAGCAGUCAGCAGUGGCCCAAGAGAGACUUCUACUGAGAGGAGUAAGGGAGGGAGAUGCUAGCCCCAAGGAUUCAAGGUGGUAGCCCUGAAACUCAAUCAUUUCUCCUUCAUUCAUCAUUUUGUACUGAGUGGGCUUGUGCUUAAAUGAGGAAAACAUCCAGAACAAAAGGAUGAUGAAUAUUAUCAGAAACUGCUAUUUUCUUCUAUGACUUACUUGAUUCUGUCAAUGGCCUCCAAUUGUUUGAUCACAAUGUCUGUGAAGGGAAAAGGACAUCAUGAUUCCCUGCUCUUCUCCUUCCCCAUUCAGCUUUUGUGUCUUAGUUUGUUUUUUUUUUUUCAUUGUUUCCUAUGCCCAGGAUCAGUUCAGUUAUUGACAAACCCCAAAGCUGCCCAGAAGCCAAACCUACCCGUUUCUCUGCCAUUCCUACCUUUGCUCUUCCCUAGUGCCUCUUGUCUUGGAGCCCCAGUUUCUGCCUGGGCCUAAAUACUUGCCCGGUCUAUACUUAUGUCUGUCUGCUUGACUGUCUGUCAUUCAGGACUUCCUAUGGUUGUAAUGUCUGCAGCCACCUGUUAGUAUCUAAAGAAAGACUUUUCCUUAAGCAGCUCCUUUCCAAGCCACAUGGCUUUGCAGCCUCCCUCCCUGUAUGAGCUUUGGGUGUUUGACUGUGUGGACUCAUCCUCAGGCUGCUCACUUCAGAGGAGUCUUACUCUGAGAGCGCCCGAUGAGCUCUGGCCAAGCCACAGUUGGGGUUGCCCUUGGGUGACAGCACACCCUUAACUGGCAGCAAGGAAUAGGUACCGUGGUGUAAAACAGGUACAUGUCAUGGACAUGUCUUCAGCUGGGACAACAUUUUGCAGGGGAGAAAAUUCCAUCAUGAUAAGGACAAAGACUGAGUUGCUGGAACUAGUUAUGGGAAAAAAAGCACUUUAAAUAAUCUUUCCACUUGGAACCUGUCACAAGAGAGACUAAAGGCAGUGACCUAAACUCAGACUGAAUUGAAAGUCUGGUUCUGCCCUGCUCUAGCAACUGACCUUAGUUGAAAUAUCAUUAAAUAUGAACCUUACAGCUGCAAAGAGGGAAGUGAUGGCUCACAUUGAUUAAGUCUGAUUCACACCAGAAUUUCAGAAAAAUCUGAGGCUCUGGAAGAGCAAAAAAAAAAUUCCUACUUGGUACAUAGCCCCAUUGUUUAAGAACAGACUUUUCUUUAAUCUGCUGUGUCUGCAGCUAUUACCUUGUGAGCCUAGCUCUUGUUAACACUUAGUCAAAAAUUAAGACAAAAUGCAUUCUCAGUGCAAUUAAAUUUAUGAGGAAUAACUCACUGGUCUUAAAUCCAAGGAAACCAGGAAUACCCUCAUAGAGCAAUGUUUGUCCCAGCACACGCUAAACCAGUGGGAUUAAUCCUGGGGAACUGACUAGGCCUUUAUUAAGGAUGAGAAUUAACUAAGGGGCAAAGUUCCUUCCCAUGCAGUAAGGCCAGGUCCUAUUCCUGACCCAUGAGAUCUGGUGCAUCCUCUGUGCAGGGGUGAUUUCAACGACUGUUUUUCCCAACAGCCAAAUGUCUGCCACAUCUCCUCUUUGGGGGAAUGAGAUUACAAGCCCCCACAGAGAAGCAGAAGGUCAAAGAGGCAGCUGGGUGUUGAGUAUGGCAGAACCCCAGUACCAGCGAUGUCUUGCCCCACGCAGCACAUGCUCUCUCUGCUUGACAGCGACACUCCUGUCCCUGUCCCGUCCCCUCAGCUGGCUCUGCUCGAGGUGUGAGCCUUACCAACAAUGUCUGACUUCGUGGUCUCUUGUUCCUCUGUCCAAGUGAGGUUGCUCCUGUUGCUCGCAGCUCAGUUGUCUGUAAAGUCUGCUGUUGCACUGUCUUCUUCUCCUGUGCAUGUGUUCGUUUUGCUUUUGUCUAGUUGUGAGGGUGUUUUCUCCUUGUUUAAUUGUCUGAGAUGUACUAGUGUUGACUUGUCUGUUGUUCUCUUGCCUCUGAUCCAGUCUUCACACACAAAACAAAACAAAACAAAACAAAACAGAAAAACAACAGAUCCAAACA